AUGAGUGUCGUGUCCAAGUCUAUGCCAAUAAAGAGCCCUUUCACCACCUCAACCACCUCCAAAAUGAACAGCCCCUGUGCCACCCCAUCCACAACAACAGCUCCACUGAUCCCAGACAAGAUCUUGCCAAACCUGUACCUGUCAGACAUUCACACUGCUGCCGCAGUCCUCAGCCCCAAUUACAAUGCUCCAAACCGGCCAAGGAUCAAGUAUGUUCUCUCAGUCAUCGACAAUCCGGACAAGCAACCCAAAGUGCCUCCUGGACAUGAAGCAGAAUUUGUCCUCAAGAUGAUCAGUCUCCGGGACAACGCCAACUUUGACCUGCUGCAGCUGUUGGGCGAAGCCUGCGCUUUCAUCAAGGCAGGUCUUCAGAAUAACGAUGGCGGCGUCCUUGUCCAUUGCCAGAAAGGCGUGUCCCGGUCCGCCGCAGUCGUGAUAGGCUUUAUCAUGGAAGAAAUGGACCUCGACUACGACACUGCAUUCCGGUAUGUUCGUGGCGGUCGGUCAAAGGCGAAACCCAAUUCUGGAUUCCAAACGCAGUUGGAGCUGUGGGGCCAGCUGCGUUACAACAUUCACGAGACCGACGGCAAAGAGAAACAAGAGUACGCUUCCUGGAAAGCAGAUAACGACGAGCGGAUCAAGAAACUGGGGUCCAGAUGGACUGGUUAA
Cladophialophora immunda is the source of this 669-nucleotide messenger RNA. RefSeq lists its product as uncharacterized. Bases 1 to 669 code for a protein of 222 amino acids. The record is from RefSeq and is a predicted model, not a curated record. Gene Ontology annotation, molecular function: protein tyrosine/threonine phosphatase activity; MAP kinase tyrosine/serine/threonine phosphatase activity. The transcript is spliced from 2 exons. NCBI's taxonomy places the organism in Eukaryota, Fungi, Ascomycota, Eurotiomycetes, Chaetothyriales, Herpotrichiellaceae. Gene Ontology annotation, cellular component: cytoplasm. Gene Ontology annotation, biological process: negative regulation of MAPK cascade; protein dephosphorylation.